CUUUAUAUAAAUAGAAGUUUUCAUAAAAUCAAACAAGAGUUUUCAUCAACUCUACCUUGUAUCUGGCGUGAUGCUUGCAACAAGCUGUUGAUCAUUUUAUUUUUUCCUUAAACAAUGUCUAUCAGCGAGGAAUUCCAAGCUAAUAUUGAAGCCUUACCCAAUAUAAUACAAAGGAAAUAUGCGCUGUUACGAGAUUUGGAUAAGAGCUUGCAAGAAAUUCAGAAGCAAAACGAACAGCACUGUGAACAGGAGAUAGAUGAUAUGAAGCGUGGUAUAAAAUCCGGUAGCAUCAGACCCAAUUCUUCUUUUCUCAAAUUUACAGACGAUGCUGUAGAUGAGCAAAAACAUGCCAUAAGGAUUGCCGAUGAGAAAGUAGAAUUGGCGGUUCAGGCUUAUGACUUGGUAGACACUCACAUUCAACAGCUUGAUCAAUACUUGAAGAAAUUUGAUGAGGAUCUACGGCGUGCCGAAAGGGAUGCCAUAGCUGCAACUCCUCCAACUCAUUAUAUGAAUGUCAAAGCUGGAAGGUCUGGCAAAACUAGCAAUAGAGGGCGUAAGAAGACGUGCGUUGCAGCAGCAAAUGUAUCUGUGGUCUCACCCUCUGGAACUGGUGCAACGACUGCAGCAAAUCCCAGCAUGGAAUUAGAUCUGCCUGUUGACCCAAAUGAGCCCACGUAUUGUUUUUGCAACCAAGUGAGCUAUGGUGAAAUGGUUGCAUGUGACAAUCCCGAUUGCAAGAUAGAAUGGUUCCAUUAUGGCUGUGUUGGGCUUAAAGAACAGCCAAAAGGCAAAUGGUAUUGUUCAGAUUGUGUCGGGAGCCAAAGGCGUAGGAAAGUGAGAUAACGGACUCUGACUUGCUUCCCAAGUAAUACUUCAUAUAUGAAGAGUGAUAUUGCAUUGUCCUCGACUUCAUGCAAUAUAGCACCCAUUGAUAAUGUACUCUCGUUCUGCGUAAACUCUGAUAUUAACGAUGAGAGUGGAGUUAUCAAAGAUUAGAUGUAUUCAUAUUAAUUUAGAUCAAGUUUAAUAGUGUUUGAUUUGA
This is a messenger RNA of Salvia splendens (bonfire salvia), 1042 nucleotides long. Its product is annotated as PHD finger protein ING1. Bases 115 to 843 code for a protein of 242 amino acids. NCBI's taxonomy places the organism in Eukaryota, Viridiplantae, Streptophyta, Magnoliopsida, Lamiales, Lamiaceae. The record is from RefSeq and is a predicted model, not a curated record. The transcript is spliced from 8 exons.